Molecule: messenger RNA, 4953 nt
Organism: Spirometra erinaceieuropaei
Lineage: Eukaryota; Metazoa; Platyhelminthes; Cestoda; Diphyllobothriidea; Diphyllobothriidae
Source: the annotation of a GenBank genome assembly
AUGGAACAACAAUUUGACCGUCGAUUUCGACGACGACCACCGCUUGCCCCGCAGCAGGGUGAAAUAAUGAAUGGUGAAUCACGCGUGAAUAAGUUUAUAAUAAUUAUAGUAGACUUGCGCAGUAACUGCACACUGUCUCCGCCACUACCUGGGCCCAUCGUCAAGGUCAAAUUAAGAAAACCAGUGGCACUUGAUGGGGUAGGUGACGGGAGUGGCGAGAACACGUACCUAGGCGUACCACGACUCUCUCUCUGGUCUACAACAAACCCUUGACUAGGGUUUUAUGCUUCAAGAAGAAAGGAGGAUGGCGCAGAGGGAGGAGAGGUCGCUCGGAUCCCACUGGGUGCCACAGAGGCCACAUUGAGGAGGGGUUGGAGUCUGACCCCCAGUUCGCUGGUCCGUCACCCCGCACAAACACUCAAUGGACUGACUUUGAGGUAGCGCGGACGUAAACACCUUACAAACAACAUUCAAAUUAAGACCAGAGAUGUCCACAAUAUUGUGCCUGAAUUUCCGACUCAUGUGACUCGGCAUUAGUAUGUGCAUGGUGAGUGGGCGGAUCGUUAGCGCAGCUGAGUGGCACGAAUUUAGCAUCGGGUUAAUUGACGAUGGUACUGUUUGCAUUCGUCCUCGACCCCCUCGUCUAUAUUGCUGAAGAGUUAGUCUUAACCCCGAAAUGUGUUUUUGUUGCAGUUCGGACGAGUUGAUAAGCCCAGUAGUUCCAGCGUCAGAUUUAUGUCUGGCUUUUAAACAUCAGUGUAUUGUUUGGGCCUCAGAUGAUUUACUGGUGACGCUCUAAUGGCUAAUUUAACCAGAAACUCCUAGACGUCACCAUACAUUCAGCGAACACGUCCAAGCGUCCUUUUUUCCUAUCUCCUCCUGUAGUCUUUUGUCAUCACCUUCUCACCUGGAUGGAACGAACGCAGUUUUGCUCCAUGUCGUCAGUAAAAUUGCCUUUCCAUCAAUGUCGGACGGAAUGUUUCGCGGUCACCAUUCCGUUUUCAUCGCACCGACGUCGUCGAGCAAACCACAUUGAAUGAUUUACGAAGGUUGUUCCCCAUCUUAGCUUCUGCGGGAGAGAAGCCGAAGUAUAUCCCUAGGAUAACAUAUUUUAGCAGCGUAUACAAGGCUACAAGGCGUAUACGAGAAUGCCCAGGAUGGGGCUGAAAUUCGGCCAAUCAGAUAUUGGCUUUGAGUAGCUGGUAUGUUGGCUAGACUUCUGAUUCAUCCACCUGUCUGGGUAAACCUUCGAUCAUUUGAGGAGGUUGGUUCCGCUCGGCAUAUGCGCGGCAUUGUAGCAGCCGGAGAUCUGAGCAGAGGCCUCAUCUUGGUUGUUUUAAUCGACACUUACGUUGGAUUGCAUUCUUCCGUUCUUUCCUUCAGGGGGCGGACCACCAAGUUCAUGUGUGGACAAAUAAUCGUCAACGACAUGUCGAGGUCUUAAAACGUUUCAUAAUUGGAAACUUUUUUAAAACCUAAUUAUUUUCCUUUCUUAAGUAUAAAAUAUAAAGCAGACGUGAUUAUCUAUUGUUUGACUAAAAGAAAGCAUAUUUUCGUUUGUGGUUUCUAUAAAGUAUAUUUGAAUUUCCAAGACCAUCGAAAAUCAAUGGGAAAAAUACAUGCUACUUAAGUAGUCAUUUUUUUACUCAGCACGCUUUCUACAGGAGAUUGGCAAGAAGUGCAUUUAAAAGCCGACAUCCUGCCGAGUCAGAAAUGUUAUAAGAGUGUGCCUUAAGAUAAUCAGUAUCACCACGGCGACCAAGUAAUCCUUCCUAAUCGAAAACGCUUUUCACAAUUUCAGCCAAUAUUUCAUGAGAUAGGUCACUCACUGUAAAUGUUUGCAAGUGAAGGUGAUGCCAAAAAUGCGUUUUUGUAAAUUAAACAUGUUUUCAUGGCAUUUUCAUUGAAAUCACGCCAACACUUUCUGCCGCCGACGUUUAAACUGCCACACCACCUGUGGUGGUUUCGCUAAAAGCCGCGACGCGAUUGAGGUAUGCAUAAUUCCUAAAUUGGCAACUUCCAAUGACGUAGCCAAUGACUGUAUUCCACUUGGCGAAUGACGAACACGGAUAGCUGGCGAUAAAAGCACAACGAGUUCUAUGUAAGAUUAUUAGUAUCUCAGACCUCAACUACGAUGUUCCAGAACGUUCCGUGCCCGAACAGACUUCUGAUUUUGACAGUGGGUCUCCUCAAUUGUCUCUUAAUUGCAGGAUGGUGGAUCGCCAUCCAUCGGAAGACCCCUUCAGGCAGAAAUGCAGGCGACUGCAAAUCCGACUGGCAACACGUCGUUUACUGGCCUGAGACAAACAGUUUUGAGUUGUCACUCGUGGUGCAUGCUGCGAACGAUGGUCGCGGCAUCAGCAGAAGUGUCGACCGACGCAUUCAUGCUCGACAAAUCUCACUGCGUCAUCCACGUCAACGAACCUAUACGUUUGCGGAGAUGGCCGAGAUCGAGGAUGACAACUGGAGACGCCCGAUCCGCCGUUCGAAUUACCUGCUCUACCCACAGGCGCUGGAUAUGAAACAGGUGGUGGCAGACAUAAUGAGCUGCCGUUCCGUACCAGAGGUAGGUGUGGAAAAUAAAGAAAGGUGAAUCAUCUGCUUCCGUGGUAUCCAUCUAAUGAAGCAUUUAAACUGCACUUUUUGACUGCAGUAUAUUCUCGCAGUUGAAACACACUACCAGUGAACAUAAAAUAUAUUCAGGUCAUCAUUCAAGUACAUAAUCGGACGGGCUUAUGCUUGGAUGUUCAUUCAACAACCAAUGUAUAUUUCACCAAUCAAAGGUCGAAAGUAAGAAGUAGGAAUUUUCCUCAUAAAUCUAUAGCUUCACAGCAGUGAGGAUGCCUGUAGUCUGAGCGCUAACUUAAUCAGGGCAAACCCUAGCGUCGGAAGGAGUAGACAGAAGGAACCAGAAUGAGGAGUUUCAUGUAAACAAGAUCCGCAGUUGUCCUCUCCGGCGGCAGUGACCACUGGCAAAGCCAGGGCUGGUGAUGACUACGUCCAAUCACGCCUGAGAGUCCCCAAGAGAGUGGUGGCAGCCGCUUUUGUAGGCUCGUGGUCCAAGCGCAAGUGGUGGCUAGUCAGUGUGUGUUGCAUUUGCCGCGGGCUGGUGUCCCAGGGGCUUAGUUUGUGGUUGCAGAGGAGAGGUUCGUCCAAGUAGCCGCAUGGGCUGCUGCGGCUGUGUGGAGGCAGGUAUGUCCGAGCUGUCGGUCGUAUGACUUCAGGUCAGCUCGUCUGGAACCGCUCACAGGAAAAGGGUGAAGUACUUUGAGGCAGCGAGGUCUUGAACAAUGACGCCAGACCGGUCAUGAUGGCUGCCCGCUGCGAAUCGUCGAGAUUUUUGUCAAUUCAGUCAUACGUCUGACGCCAUUCUCCUUUUUUAGACUUGAUGGUGCGUUUCGGCUUUUGGUGCUCUGUACUGAAGCGCAUUUCGCAUCCUGUGGAAUCUUCAGAGAGCCCGAAGAGAUUGCGUGCCAUAAUAAACCGUCGAAAAUUACUCGGGGUAUUGUGGACAGACAGGCUAGAAAUGCACGGCCUAAACCCAUCAUCCUGUAGUUCUUGGAGAAGUUGUGCAUGAUGUCUCCUCCCCGUUAUCAAUGCAAUCGAAUUUAAGCUUGCCAGCCCUCUGCGCAACACACUUAAGAGUAGGCAGGAAAACACCUGAUGAAGUGGUAACUUGACAGUUUGGGCAUUUUCUGAAAAUCAGAAUUAUUUAACGUACAUCAGGCGAUUAGUGAGCAGUUAUGUCUGCAUAAAUAGCUACAUGUUGAAAUUAAUGCCGGCGAAAUACUGAAAGACAUACCUCUCCGUUUUGUCAUGCACUAUGGAAGUAGUAACUUGGUGCUGUGUUCGCGUAUUUUUGUGCUUCCGGUCCAAACUUCUGGUAAGGCUUCUAAAGAGGAAAGUUUUCUUACGGUAGACAGUUCGACGAAUCCCCUCCAUCUAACUUAGUCAGUGACGAACUACUUAUACGACUGUUCAUUUUAACGCAUUUUGCACAGUGCAUUGCGUCUCAUAUGCCUGAGUUGCCUCCUCUCCCUUUUAUAGGCUCCCAUAUUUAAUCAAACGAUCAGAUUCUUCAACAUCAGCUCGACUGUCUGCGUGCCAGGAAUAGCCGUCAAAGAAGCUCUGGAUGCUAUCGUAGUGGUUAAGUCAGCCGUCUACAACUUUGCAGUUCGUGAUCGCAUUCGGAGGACCUAUGCCAAAGAAUUCAAGCGUGAACAUGCUUUCCGCAUGGCCAUGGUCUUCUCCGUAGGGUUACCCCGAAGCAGCGGGGGUCGGUACUUCCAGCGCGACGGUUUGAACAUCUCACUUCCGGGCCGGGCGGGCGAGUCGCUGGAGAAGAUGCGGCAUGAAGGUCCAGCAGUUCUCAGAAAACUGGCAGAAGAAGCUCGAGUCAACGGUGACCUCCUACUGGGUGACUACGAGGAUACCUACUAUAACCUCAGUCUCAAGUUAUUCCACACCUUCCAAUGGGCUUCUUGCUUCUGUAGUCCGCAAUUCACCUCCCAGCAACGACCUCCUGUCUUCAUUCUCCUGGACGAUGACUAUGCCUUCAAUGCAACCAUUUUGAAGACUGAACUGAUGGCACUCUCGGACACGCAAAUUCGACGAGUGACCUGGGGCAUGCUGCAGAGGAGGAGGCCAGUGUAUCGUCCUCGCGUCUCGCCAGGUUUUGAAAAAUGGAUCCUCUCUAAACGCCAAAUGCCCUGGCCCUACUUCGCGCCUUACGCCUCUGGCGCCUUCCUUGUCAUCGGCGCCGACAUUCUUCAGGAAAUUGCCCUGGCCAUGUACUUCACUCUUCAAUUUCCAGUUGACGAUGCCUGGUUAGGCAUGGUUAUGACAAAGUUGGAUGUCUACGCUGAGCCACGUCCAUCAAUGCAUAUCUCCUGGCCAAGGGAGUUAAGAAAGGAAUUGGUUUCGUUUGCACCCCUCGACUACCUCUUCGGCUAA